Molecule: messenger RNA, 360 nt
Organism: Carya illinoinensis
Lineage: Eukaryota; Viridiplantae; Streptophyta; Magnoliopsida; Fagales; Juglandaceae
Product: protein RALF-like 32
Exons: 1
Coding region: 1-360 (119 amino acids)
Source: RefSeq, a predicted model, not a curated record
AUGUAUAUCUCUCGCAUGAAGGCUCUCAAAUUCUGUUGCCUUCUUGCCCUGCACCUCCUUCAUCUCAUCGACGGUGUAGCUUCACUGGUGAGCGGCUAUGCUUAUACACCAUGCAAUAGUUCGAUUGCAGAGUACAACAAAGAAGAAGAUCAUGAGCUAUUGAUGGAGUUAGAGACAAGUCCAAGGUUUCUUGCAGAACAGAAAAUGAUAUCAUAUGGGGUUCUAAACCCUAACCAGCCGGCCUGCAAUGGCGGAGGUAGAGGUCAAGCGUAUAGUAAAAAUGUAGGCUGUCUACCUCCCCCAUCUGAUCCUCCUAGUAGAGGUUGCUCUAAAUAUUAUCAUUGUAGGCUUGGCUCCUGA